AUGCUUUCUGAUCGUUAUGGAAGAAAAUGGCCGCUCGUAUUCAACCUUAUACUUGUUUCCGUACUGGAACUAGGCGCAGGAUUCACACAAACAUUCCAUCAGUUCCUGGCAGUUCGCUCUCUGUUUGGAAUUGGAAUGGGUGGUGUGUGGGGACUUGCAACAGCCACUGCCUUGGAGAAUCUUCCCGUUGAAGCUCGUGGAAUUGCAAGCGGAAUUUUGCAAGAAGGAUAUGCCAUUGGGUAUCUCAUUGCGGCUGUAAUAAAUUUGUGGCUGGUCCCAGAGGUCAGCGCUGGAUGGCGCAGCCUUUUCUGGACCGCGUCCGGGAUUUCUCUGUUUGCUGCCUUCGUUCGAGUACUUCUUCCCGAAAGCGAGGUUUUCUUACGAGCCAAGAACUCUGAUGGAAAUAAGGAGAAGACAGCUGCAGCAAAGACAAAGAUCUUUAUCCGAGAGACAAACACGAUGCUAAAGAAACAUUGGAUGCUUUGCAUAUACGCUGUGGUGCUCAUGACUGGAUUCAAUUUUCUGUCUCACGGAACGCAGGACCUUUACCCGACUUAUCUAACCGCUACAAAAGGCUUUUCCUCUCAUAGCGCUACAGUUGCGACCAUCAUCGGAAACUGUGGUGCAAUUGCCGGGGGAGUAUUUGGAGGGUGGCUGAGUCAACACAUAGGCAGGAGAUUGACUAUGAUUAUACAUGUCUUUGUGAUUGCAGCAUUUAUUCCCCUGUGGAUUCUUCCGUCCACUUUUGGACCUUUGUCCGCGGGGGCAUUCUUCCUUCAGUUUGGAGUUCAAGGAGCCUGGGGUGUGAUUCCUAUCCAUUUGGCAGAGAUGUCUCCACCUGCGUUCCGUGCAACUUUUCCAGGGCUUGCUUACCAGCUUGGAAACAUGGCCUCGUCGGCUUCUGCCCAGAUUGAAGCUACCGGCGGCGAACAUCUUCGAACAACAAUUGUACAGAAAGGAAAAUCUGUCAAUGUUCCAGAUUAUGCAUCUGUUCAGGGAAUUUUUAUAGGAGCCGUGGCUGCAUUUGUCAUUCUUAUGAUUUUAAUAGGGCCGGAACAUCUUGGCUCUCAUUUCGAGAAACACAAAACGGCUUUCGAGGAAGGACAAGAGUCGGAGAUCAAUGACAACGAUCCCCAUGUUGCUACACUGAAGAGGGACAACAGUCAAAGAAGCUCAGAGGUCGAUGAGAAAAAAAGUGAAGAGCAGGUUUAA
Molecule: messenger RNA, 1212 nt
Organism: Psilocybe cubensis
Lineage: Eukaryota; Fungi; Basidiomycota; Agaricomycetes; Agaricales; Agrocybaceae
Product: Carboxylic acid transporter protein-like protein
Exons: 12
Coding region: 1-1212 (403 amino acids)
Biological process (GO): plasma membrane lactate transport
Cellular component (GO): plasma membrane
Molecular function (GO): secondary active monocarboxylate transmembrane transporter activity
Source: RefSeq, a predicted model, not a curated record